Messenger RNA from Paramuricea clavata, 7057 nucleotides. The record is from the annotation of a GenBank genome assembly. Lineage: Eukaryota; Metazoa; Cnidaria; Anthozoa; Malacalcyonacea; Plexauridae.
AAUGAUCUGCAGUAAUGCAACAAUUUUUCCAAUUUCCUAUUUUUCACAUCUAUUGUCUGAAAUAUCUUGAUUAUAAAGUGGAAGCGCAGUUGUUUUGUUUUGGAAUUUCAAGAUGGACGCUGAUGGUCGGCGAAGAACAAACAGAAAUGUAGAACAUUUGGAGGUAAGUCAUAUUAUUGUACGUAUUUUGCAUUGUGUCUUCAACAUUAAAACAUUUGUAAUCUUUUUAGCUAACAGAAGAGGAAAGGAAAGUGUUGAGAGAAUGUCGAAUCAACAGCAUGAUCCGAGGUGCGCGUGCAUAUUUUAAUGUUAAGUCCCAGAGGGGGGUCGAGCAUUUGUGGGGUUUGCCCGUCAAAUGCGCACAGGCACGAAAUGUUGGUCAAACCAGUAUGGGAUGUAACUUUUUCGUGCAGCAGACAAGGACGUUUAUCAUUUUUUGUUCGCACUAUUGGUUUGUCAAAUGUACGAGUCAAAUCCAACUGCGAUCAGCCCCAGCAGCCCCCAGGAAUUUGACUUUUGAAAAAAUAAUUGGUCAAAUGCCCGCCCAAGCAGGCAGAAACCACAGUCAAAUGCCCUGCUAUAGGGGUAGUCCUGGUUCUGGAAUUUUGGCCAAAAUUAAACUGAACAAGUAUUUCAAGAUUAAAAAGAACGAAAAAUAGGACAGACUGUUCUUUUUGUUCAAUCGGCAUAUUGUAUCAUAUAUCUUGAAUUGAUAUUUGUGAUUCAGAAGCAAUAUUUAAACUAUCGAAAAGACGUAAAAUAGAAAACUCCUGAACGCUAGAGUGUACACAUUUUUAGGGAAAACCGCUGAGCAAGUUGUUGUCAAGUGGUCAAAUGCCCGACAGGGCCGUCAAAUGCCCGACCGGGCCGUCAAAUUCCUGCCUAUACGGAGGUAAUGUUAAGUCAAAUGCCCUGGGGUUGCCCGGGGGGGGGGCUGAUCGCGGUUGGAUUUGACUCGUACAUAACUGGUCAAAUAUUUGUGCACCACCGAAUUUUUCACUACCCCAAAUCUCUUGCUGAUUGCCAAAGGCAUGAGACAAGCUCCGAAUGUUCAAGAUACCUGUGUGUGUGUGUGUGUGUGUGUGUGUGGGGGGGGGGGCAUGCACUAAAAAAGUACAGUUUUACCAUACAUCUUUAAUUUACGGGCGGUUAUUGUUUGAUGAAGAAAUGGGAUACAUGCUCAUGUAACAAUGAAAGCAGAAUUUGCGGAACUCAAAGUUUCAAGUAGUCAGCAGUAUUUCAGAGUACUUCAUUUAGUAAAUGCGGUGAUAUCGGAUCCUGGAUCCAUAGAUCAGAAGGAAAUAUAUUGUCCAAAGUGACAAUUGUCUGUUAACAUGGCACGUUAUCAAAAUAUCGAAAUAUUGUCCAACCCUAGCAGAUAGUCUGUUUAACCCAUUGAUCGAGUGCCAGAGCUCUCCCCUUGAAAGGUAAAAUUGUCUGGUGCUCAAUGCAACUUAAUGGGUUCAUAUUAGGCCAGAUUAUUAUAACACACCCAUUUUGAAUUGUCUCCAUUUACAAUCUAGACCAACAAAAAAUUUCAAAAAUAAAUUUGAUGCCGGUAUUUAAUGUGCACAUGCAUGACACAACAUUUUCUCAGCGAUUUUCUGCAUCACUUGAAAGUAUCUUGAAAAUGAUACUACUAUUACCUUAAAGUACUACUAUUACCUUAAAGUACUACUAUUACCUUAAAGUACUACUAUUACCUUAAAGUACUACUAACCCCAAAUGUGAUGGGCAAUAUUUGGGUCAUUUCAAGAAGAAAUGUAAUAUAUCUUUAUGGUAAAAAACCUCAUCUUGAUCAAUUUUUUCACUCUUGUAGUCACUCAUGGAUAUGAUGUCAUUAGGAUUUAGGUGAAUUCAGCAAAAAACAAAGGAGAACUAAAUUUACAAUUCAACAAAUAACAUCAUAUCUGGCAACUUUGACAGUGAAAAUUUGAGCAGGAUGAUUUUUUUUUACUACUGUAGUUAUGAACUAAAUGAACCAAAUAUUGCACAUUACCAAAAAUCAUAUUUGGGGUUACAGUGGCACUUUAACAAUUUAUUCACAGCUCAUCUUGUCCCGAAGUUAUCAGGAAGUUCUCGCUCCCAAGUUAUCAUUUUGUAUUUUUGUGUUAUGACAUUUCUGGUUGUCUUCAAAAUGGCAGCAAAAAAAAAUUUAGUUCGUUUUUAUUUCAAGUAAUUAUUCAAUCACAGGUGUUCCUGCUGGGAUUCUGUCGGCCAUCCUAACCAGUUUUGCUGUCAGAAGUGGUGAGUGCUAUCCAAUUUCAUUGGUGGGGGACUGGUGAAGUGGCAACCCCCCCCCCCCCCCCUCCCAAUAAUUUCAGAAAGACUUUCAACAAUAGCUGAAUGACUUCGUAACAAAGAUUUAAUAUUUUUCAACCAUGAAUGCAUCAGUAGGCUAUGAGUUUAGCGAUAUAUAGAACUAAGACUUUCAGGAACUUGUAGGAGGUGGUUAUAUGUUGUCAAAUAAACAGGAAAAAAUUGAACUUUCCAUUAAGGGGUUUUCAAAUGUAAAAACUGAAGUCUUACCAUUAUUGGUUUUAAUUAGUAUUUACCAUUAAUGGUACUUUGUACAGGAACAUACCUUAAUGGUAUAUAUUAAACAUCUCGUGUUUACCAAUUUAUCAUAUGGGAAUUAGUGUAUAAUAACCAAUGAUGGUAUAAGCUCAGUUUUUACAUUGAUACAUGGAAAAUCUUUAAAAACCAUUCAAAAACCCAUUAAUAGAAAUUUAAGCAAUCCACUCUGCCAAGUCUUCCCUUUUGAGAAGAAGCAAUUUCUUAAGUUCUCCUCCCUCUAUUAGGCUUACCCCCUUCACAACUAAGAAAUGCGUGUUUAUCAUAAUCAUUUGGUAAUGGACAACUUAUGUUGGACUAAAUUUUAAUCUAAGUAAAGAGAAGGGAAUCAAACACCACAGCUAAAAAGAACAUAAUGAAAUUAGUAAAACUGCAAAAUUUGGUUGCGAAAUGUAGUAAAGCUUGGAAAAUAUAGUCAAAGUUUGCAAAUUUUGUAUAGGUUUGUAUUACGUUCGGAAACUUUCGGCUCAAAAAUGGUAACAAUAACGUAAUACAAACAUAUACAAAAUAUGCAAACUUCGCAAGGCUAUAUUUUUUUGUAUUUCACGACAUUUCGUAACCAAAUUUUGCAAUUUUACUUACUAAUCUUAUUAAGUUCUUUGGCUAGAUCAAAAACUUAGUCUAACAUGCAAGUUGUCUAUUGGCCUGGAAGUUUCAUGUAAUAUACCCUUCCGGAAAGUACGUCACGUUGGCGGCCGUGUAUGUGAUAUUAGCUGAAUCCAAAUGUCUCAAUCAUGAGGACGAGGCUCUAUAGUCCAGUUGACGUAUUUUCCGGAAGCGUGAAUUUUAUACUCACGUAGUUUUAGUUAUAUUCAUGGUCGUAUGUUGCUUUUACCAUUAAAUACAAUAACAGACGAUGUAGAGUAACUACCCAACAAUUCAAAAUAUGGGUCGAUCUACCAGCUGAGGUAUUCAUUCAUGUUCUGAAUGAAUGAAUGAAAACUUUAUUUAAUGAGAGUAGACACGUGACAGUAUAGAAUUGCUGAUAAAUUUUUACUAACCUAUUUUCACUUACUGACAUAUUUUCACUGAUGCUAUAUAGGUAGAUUCCCUCAUUUAACUUACUGGUCGCGGUUUUAUUAUGGAGGUAAAUGUGGAAAGUUCCAUCAGUAUUUUGUAGUAUUUUGUCUUUUCCCUACGAACUCUACCCUGGAUCCCACAGGCUUCAGAGAGUUUUCCAGAUAGGGUGAUGCCACUGAUAGUAAAGCGACUUUGGCUCUGAAAACUUAUUUACUCUCAAACCGGUUACAGUCUUGGCCAACAGCUUGUACAGUAGAACGACUGAACGUUUGCACUAUAUAGUUUUCCCCCUAAAUAUAUAUUUUUUGUUAGUUUUUCAUAUGUAUGACAACUCCUGCCCGCACCCGAGCUACGUGGAGUGUAUUUCUAACAUUUGUACCUUCAGUUCAAAAUGAGACCUACAUAAAUUUAACACAUUUGCUUCAAUACACUCUUUCGAUAAUUACGUCACACAAACUUUUCGGUCCUGGAGCCUCGCUCUCAUCAGUAAAUUACGCAACGUGAUCGACUCCGAUUCAUGAGAGCGAGGCUCCCAGGCCAAAUGACGUAAUUAUCGAAAGGGUGUAUUGCACAGCCAGACGGUCCGUAAUCAUACAAACCAACCUUAAUAUUGUUUCGUUCACAGUAUUGUCUUGCCAGAUUUCCAGCUAUUAUGUACUAUUUAAAACAUGAGCAACAGUGUUUAAUCAGAUAUAAAGAUAGGAGGCGAAGCCGAGUAUCUUUAGCCGAGUAUCUUUAGCCGAGUAUCUUUAGGUCUGAUAAAACACGCACUGCGAAUGUUUUAAAUUGCUUCAAAAACGAUCGAUCUAUAGUAAGUUCAUUGGCGAAUUAAUUUUUCAAAAAAUACGUUGUGUAAGUCUAGAAAAUCAAAGUUAAAGUUUAUGUAAAUCAAGGGAAAUAUCUAUCACUUAUAAAGAUACGACACGCUUAUGAUUUUUCCUUGUGUUUUCCUCAUGAAUUAUUAAUGCCUUUUUGAAAGUUAUAUAAGAAAAUUUUAUAGUUACAUUUUUGUCUUCUGGUUGCAAGUUCAUCAUAAGGACACUAAACUUUAUAAUAAAUAAAUCUUUAAAUAAAAUUUCAUUGCAGUGUCAUUUACGGGUGGAUUAUUGUUUGGUGUCGCUUCGUAUAGAAAAUCAUGUUUGGAGAAAAUUAUGCAGCUAGAAAAUUCUGUCUUAGCUGACCAAGUUCGUGAAUACUAUAGAAGGUGAUGUAUUUAUUCAAUAAUUUCAAUACUCUUUUAGCUUCUUUUCCUCGAGUCUGAUAGUGACUUUAAGUGGAGAUUUCGUAUAUUGUCAUAUUGCGCAUACGCGCUCAAAACCAAUGUACGGUACGAAAAGGCAAUUAUCCGGCACAACUGCAUGUUUUUUUGCCAGACAGUUUGUCCGGCAGCAUAUUAAUACAACUAUUGGUGAAACUGUGUACAACUGGCAUUAAAAAUUUCAUUAUAAAAAAUUAAUAUUUCAAAAUAUUUGCUUUUCGCAUUUCAAAAAUUAUGUGUGUGUCCUCGCGUGUGAAUAUUCAGACAAUAUGCCUGUGAAAAUGUUGUGAAAUUUAUAUAAUAGUUCGAUUCCGUAUGAUAUAAUUGACUAGUGGCUUAAUUGUUGUUACUAUGCUUUUUAUUGGCUUCUUUUAUUUCAAGGACCACGAAAAACUAUAUUUGCUUUAUUGCGUUGAUAUUUUUUUUGUCAAGCACAAAAUGUUCAGUGUCAGGCACCAAUAUUUGGUACCAGACACUUACUUUCAGGCUUAGGUGUAUGCACUCAGGUGAAGAUAUAUGUUUGUGAUGUUGUCUCUGAGUGUGUCAAACACCGGGCAAGCUGAAAAGUUUGCUUGACCACGGUGGGAGUCGAACCCGCGACCUUUGGUUUGCUAGUCCAGUGCUGUAUACCAACUGAGCUACGAGGUCAAGUCGGUUCGAGUGGGUGAUAUUUCGGAGCUCAGUCUAGUUCCUUCGAUAUCAGUGUGUUUUUACGAUCUUGAUUUUUUUGUUUCUGGUGUUCUACACUCAGGUGGGUCUACCACGAGCAAGCUGAAAAAUUUGCUUGUUCAUGACCACUGUCAGUGGUAAUCGAAACCGCGCGACCUUUGUUUUCUGUCGUGAAACAUGAUUUACAUGCCUAGCCGUGAUUGUCGGUAUUUUUUGUCCAGGGAACGAUAAUUUAUUUCAGGCCGGUAGGACAAAGACCGGACGAGCAGUGACAAGUGCAAACGUGAAAAAGAGCAAUGCUUUGGAUAUAGCGAAUCUACUGCAAAUAUACAUUUUCUUGAUGUUUACUAAAUAUAUUGGUUGGUUUAUUUGAGACACUUUCAAUGUCGAGCUUUCAGCUUUCAUCAGGGUGUCCAGGGGCCUUGAAAAUCCUGGAAGGUCCUUGUAUUGGAAAAAAAAAUCCAGGACUGGAAAGUCCUUGAAAAUCAGUAGAAGUCCUUGAAAGUCCUGGAAUUAAUUUCCUUAACUUCUAUCUGUGCCAACUUUAGUGAUUUUGAUUAGAAUUACUGAAUAAAGCGACUUAUUUGCUGGGCAAAUCCGUGCCAUUUUCAAAUAUUUUUGCCAGUUCUAGGUCGUUGAAUUUACUGGAAAAGUGCCUUGGAACUUGAAAGUCCUGGAAAAGUUCUUGAAUUUCACAUUCGUCAAAGGGUGGACACCCUGUUUCGUGGAAUGGUUAAGUUUUUGCAUGCGAAACGUGAAGUGGCAGUUUUUCUUCACGUGAACCGCGAUCCCAACCCUUUAUCACCCUCUCAAAACGCUGCGACGAUAAAUUUCACAUGUAUUUUCGUAGAUCUGGAAUAGAGUUCGUUAGUCCGCAAGGUAAAAGAAAAGAUACAGAAUUUGAUGGUAUGUUAAUGGAUGUUAUUUCAUAUGAACAUUGACUUAGGAGAAGUACUUAUCUUUAUGAUAUUGAGACAACUCUUACAAAAAUGGACAUGUCAUAUGAUUUUACGUGUCUUCUCACAUGUGAAAUGUAAAAUGUAAAUUGCACAUGUCAUAAUUUUCUCAUAAUUAUAGAUCAAGAUUUUUACAUCAAGGUGUCAUACCGAAUGAAUGGAAAGUCGCAAACAUCGUUUUUGUUUACAAAAACGAUGAGUGUACAAAAAUGAUUUGUGUACAAAAAUGAGAGAAAAUAUGGAAAAAUUCUCCAAUAAUAUCAACAUUUUAUGUGCGACCAUGAACAUUAUCGAAUUUAAUACCCCUCAUACUUAAUAGCGCUGUUGCUGUACCACUGGUACACUACUAUCAGUGGUAAAAUAUGACCUUGGUCAAAUUUUCUCACACAAAGUAUUUUAUUAGCACAAUAAUACUAACACCAUUUGUACAUCGAAAUUAUAAUGUUCAUUUAAUUGUUCACACAUUUUAUUAAUUUAUUUACCUUUACAUUUUUAAGAAAGUGGAGCAACUGCGUAUAAUUCUACGGACGACCACGAAGUUGAAUUGAGCAAAGAAAACGUUCCAAAUUUAUCAAGGUAA